This is a messenger RNA of Acaulospora colombiana, 627 nucleotides long. The record is from the annotation of a GenBank genome assembly. NCBI's taxonomy places the organism in Eukaryota, Fungi, Glomeromycota, Glomeromycetes, Diversisporales, Acaulosporaceae.
GUUCGGCUUCAACUGGAAAAUACGAGAUUUAAAGGUCCCGUAGAUUGUUUAAUGCAGACAGUCAAGCAAGAAGGAUUUCUAGCGCUUUACAAAGGGAUGGCUAGUCCUUUAGUUGGUAUAGGUGCUGUGAAUGCCUUACUUUUUGCCGCUUACUCUCGUUUCAAAUCGAUUCAGGCCACGACAUUUGAUGAGCAACUACCUCUUCAUAAGAUCGCAAUAGCUGGAGCAGUUAAUAGCGUGCUCGCAUCUCCCGUAGAAUUGCUAAAAAUAAAGAUGCAAGCACAAUAUGGAUCAACUAGUAGCGGCGGUCUUUACAAAGGACCGCUUGACUGUGCUCAGCAUUUAAUUCGCGAGUUUGGGAUAAGAAAUGGAUUGUUCCGAGGAUUCUGGGCUACUGUAUUUCGAGAGAUACCAGCAUAUGGGGGUUUUUACAGCGGGUUUGAGUUCAUCAAAAGGAAACUUACACCGGAGGGCACCGAUCCCAACAGUUUACCACCAAGCAAGCUAAUGGUCGCUGGGUCUUUUGGAGGACUUUCCUACUGGCUAUGCUGUUACCCUUUGGAUGUAAUCAAAUCUAAAGUAUGUCAUUCAUUCAUAUCAACCGGAGAUUUGUCGUAUCACAAUUAG